AAAGUAAUGUUCAGAAGAAAUGCAUUUAAUUUUGAGGAUAGAUGUGAAGAACCGGAAGUACUGCAAGAGGUGUCGUUUGGCUAAAUGUUUUGCCGCAGGAAUGAAAAGAGACAAUAUACUGACUGAUGAGGAGAAACAGAAAAGGAUUCAUAAAAUUGAGGAAAAUCGACAAAAACGUCAGAAACGGAAGGAAGAGAUCGAGGCUCUGAAAGCGUCACUCGAUUCCUGUGCCGACACGACCACCACAUCCAUGGAAGUGAUGAAGAAGAUUGAGAUAAUGUCUACCGAUUACGAGCGCCUGAAAGCCCGUCUCUUGGAGCUGGAGUCCUAUGCGAUGAUUAAGCGCUGGAACGACAUCUCGUAUGAUGUCUACCAGAAGGUAGUGGAACUGGAGUUCACAGCCAUCCCUAUCGCGCGACCACUUCACGAACGGCUCAUGCAUUUCAAUGAACUCGAAUUCAAUCGCUUCAAAGAGGUGUUGGAGGCGACAAAACUGAUGGCCGUAACGCCGGCGCCCAUCACCAUCCAGUGCCAGAUGAAUGUGAUCCAUGAGUUCAAUGAGGGCUUCCAAUGCGCCCGAAAUAUAAGCAGAAUAAUGGCUAUAUUUGUGGAGCGGAUCACUAAGUGUAUUGUGAAGAUGUCUAAGAAUUUGGAGGCAUUUAAUAGCAUUUGCGAGAAUGACCAAAUUAUCCUGAUCAAAUACGCCUCGUUUGAGAUUUGUGUGAUCCGUGCUAUUCUUUGCUUCAACUUUGAGCACCAGUAUUGGAAUCUGAUCAUGGAUGACGAGCGCUCUGUUGUAAUGAAAUUGGAUUUAUUGAAGAAAGACAAACGAAAUAUUCACGAAAACCAUAAAAAUAUUUUGGAUAAAAUGGGCAAAGAAUGGGAAUCAGACACCAACUUAAUUGAUUUGCUGACAGCAAUCAUACUAUUUAACCCUGAUCGUCCAGAACUAAUUCAUUGCGAACUUAUCAGGUUACAGCAACACAUUUACAUUCAUUUGCUUCAAAGAUAUUUAUUGAUUAAAAUGGGUUCAGAUUGCGAGGCAAAGACAAAGUUCUUGAGAAUAAUGAGCUGUUUAUCGGAAUUACAUAUUUUGAAGGAGAAGAUGACCAGCAAUUGGUUGGACGACCGGACGAAGUUUAUGUUCAGAAGGAAUGCUCACAAUUACGAGAAAUAUAGGUGUAGUUUCAGAGGCAACUGUCGUAUCGAUAAAAAGAGCAGAAAAUUAUGCAAAAAGUGUCGUUUGAAUAAAUGUUUUGCCGUCGGAAUGAAAAAAGAGAGUAUAAUGAGUAGCGAACAGAAACAGAGAAGACUUCAUAAAAUAGAGUCAAAUCGUAUGAAGAAAGGAUUGAUGCCAUCCUCAACCACGACAGUCGAGUCCACAACCAGUGAUACUCAGAGCUCAACCAAUACAUCAAAGUCAGUGUCAGUUCUUAAGAAAUUUGAUCACUUGGAGAGUGAUUACGAGAAAAUAAAGGCUCGACUCAUGGAGUUAGAGAUUAUUGUCAAGAAUAGUCAUCCCAUUAAUAGUCAAAAUAGUAACAUAAAUAUGAACACAAAUUACAAUAAUUUAAAUGAAUACCAAAGGGAACACCAAUCUGUAUAUCAGAAGGCACUGGAACUUGAAUUCUCAUUCAUACCGAUAGGCCGUCCACUUCAUGAACAGGACUCGGGUUUUAGUGAUAUAGAGUUGAGUCGAUUGAGGGAUGUGUUGAACGCGACAAAUGUGAUGCAAAGCAACCAAAUGAACACAAUUACGAUUGAGUGUCAAAAUGAACUCAUUAUGGACUUCAAUAACGGCAGACAGUGUUCGCUGAAUACCACCAAAAUU
Oppiella nova is the source of this 1831-nucleotide messenger RNA. The record is from the annotation of a GenBank genome assembly. Lineage: Eukaryota; Metazoa; Arthropoda; Arachnida; Sarcoptiformes; Oppiidae.